Molecule: messenger RNA, 242 nt
Organism: Acanthoscelides obtectus
Lineage: Eukaryota; Metazoa; Arthropoda; Insecta; Coleoptera; Chrysomelidae
Source: the annotation of a GenBank genome assembly
AUCGGGACUAUAUGGAGGAUGGUCCAAUAAUUCCACGUUUUCUUCCGUCAAAUACUGAAUUGUUUUUUGGGCUGUAUGCGAGCUUGCAUUGACUUGGUGGAGGAUGAUUAUUCUUUGGGGGUUGAUUUUUCGAAGCUCGAACGGAUGACUUUUGUUGGCUUUUCUUCACCUUGGAACACCAAAACAGUAAAUCCACGAUUGAUCACCACUAACAAUGCUGUACACAUUUUUUGAGUUUCCGG